CUAGCUAUAUCGAAUACAGGAUGUUAAACUCAUUUCAUGACGGGAGGCGAGUGCAGUAUGGAACUUCUCUAAGAACGAUAACCGAACGCAGCCCGAAGUCAUCCACAUUACAGUAAACAGAUAAUAAAUAAUAUAAUAUGGCCAAGGGACUCUUGUCAUCACGGUGUUUACCGUAUCGUAUUCUUGAAUUAACUCUAAUUUUGUGUAUGUGUUGGGUAUUAUUUACUACCGUCUGUUGGACGUGGUUUUUAUGGUCAAAUUUUAAAGUUCCUUCACCAGCACAUAAUAUUGUGACAGAGAAUCCUAAAAGUAUUUUAGAAAUUCAACAUGUCCCUAGUAAAGUGAAUAGAAGUAACAGUCAAAUUCCUGUAUAUAUAGUAGAGGAGCACCAUGAAGUUCUGCCAUAUUGGUUUGGAGCUGCUAAACGCGGACUUAUUUCUAAACGCGGCAACACACUGGUUCAUAUUGAUGCACAUCCAGAUUCAGCUCUGUCAGAACAUCAGGACUGGAUACCACCUUUUCGGUUUCCCGAGUCUGAAAUGGAGAUUUUUAAAAUGAUGCAGGAGAAUGAUGGCUUUAUAAUGAGUUCCGUGAUUUCAGGUUUAUUCAAACGUUGGAUCUUCAUUUGGUCGUCCUGGGAUACGGAUAUGUUUCAAGAAAUAGGGCAUUACCUUAAAGUCGUUGUAGAACUAGGACGUUUUACAGAUGCGCCACCCAACAGUUCCUUCCCGUUUUGUAGAUGCAUCAAGACUGGAAUGUUCAAGCGGAACAAAGAGUGUGUACAUGUUUCUGGGUAUCGUGGUAUGAAUGAAACGGCUAUAGAACCUUCUCAGUGUGAUAUAAAGUUUACUUACACAAUGGAAGAAUUAACAGAAAAAGAGGCAUUAGAGCGCAUUGAAAAGGGCGGCUGGCUUUCAAAGGACGAAAAUAUUGUUCUGGACAUUGAUGAGGAUUUCUAUGGUUGCGAAGCAGCUGUUCAACCCCUUUAUGAUGUGGAAAUUUUUGAAGAAGAGCUGAACAAGAUUAAAGAGCCUCUACAUUAUUUAUUCUGUCCCCGAAAUGCCAUCGAUGAACGAAGCUUUGAUAAAAUCUUCCAUUUUAUAACCUCACUGGUUGCAAAAUUUACUCCAUCAACUAAAAACGAAAAGCAGUUGAGGGCAGAGAGACUGCAAUUUAUUGACAAAGUCAGUGAAGAAUUUUUACAAAAUGUCAAAACCAUGGGUGUGGAAGGUGGAAUGUGCAGUAAAAUAGAUAUUACGCGAACGGGCUAUUUGCGACUUCUGCUGUUAAAAUUGCUAAAGUUAUCUGAAAAACAGAUAAAGGCUUUGAGUGAGAUCGGUCUGUGCUUAGUGAUGACUCCUAACUCUGUUUUAUACAAUCCAUUAUAUGGCAUGAGAACAUGUGAUGGAUAUAAUCGACCCGGCGAGUCAAUGGUAUUCUUCCACACACCCACAAUAGAAGAAAUAAACCAAAGAACUAAAGAUCUUAAGCAGAUAUUCAGCGGAAUCCCCGAUCCAAAGAUUGUUACUAUAUGUAGAUCCAUGCGUGACGGAUAUACUCCGAGAAAAUUCUUCCACAAGAUUGAAUCUGAUGUUCUCGAGUCGCUUGAACAAGGGUAUUCGAGAAUACAUAGGGACGGAAUUCAUUACGAUUCACAGUUAUUAGGUGGUAGAAAUGGUUGGCCGGAUAGACACAAACCUUUAUAGACAUUUAAUUCAUUACAUGUGCUUUUUAUGUGUAAAUCAUUAUAGCUUUUGGAGACCAUCACCAAUGCAUCCCUGAAUUACACAACUUUCAGUGAGUUUCAGCGGACGAUCAAAAAAUAUGUUUUAACAAAAUGAGACCUGGGCUUUGAAUUUAUUACAUUUAUUGUCUAGUUGAUAGGAAUAAUGCUUCUUACACGAAUAGAUUUCAUUGGGUGUGCGUGACUUACUUCGAUUAACACCUUGCAUUUCGAUUUGAUCCCGACUCUGCCAGAGAUGGGAGCCAUGACCCAAGACAAGUAAUUGUGGUGGCAUUAGGGUCAUAACGUGACAGGAAUAUAUACAGAUGUUAAUAGAUAGUAGGUUGGUUUAUGAGAUGUAAAUCAGAAAAUAAUAAAUUAAAUUUCAAGUUCAA
This is a messenger RNA of Patella vulgata (common limpet), 2118 nucleotides long. RefSeq lists its product as uncharacterized. Bases 138 to 1706 code for a protein of 522 amino acids. NCBI's taxonomy places the organism in Eukaryota, Metazoa, Mollusca, Gastropoda, Patellidae. The transcript is spliced from 5 exons. The record is from RefSeq and is a predicted model, not a curated record.